Molecule: messenger RNA, 1197 nt
Organism: Brenthis ino (lesser marbled fritillary)
Lineage: Eukaryota; Metazoa; Arthropoda; Insecta; Lepidoptera; Nymphalidae
Source: the annotation of a GenBank genome assembly
AUGGCUCACGUCCAUACCCUGGCUGAGAAGUGUCCUCUGGCUGCACCCAUCAUUCAUCUUGGAGCCACGUCGUGCUAUGUUGGAGAUAACACCGACUUGAUUGUUCUUAAACAUGGUCUGGAUCUACUGUUGCCUAGAUUAGCUGCUGUGAUCAGUCGCUUAUCUAAGUUCGCUGAUGAGUAUAAGUCUCUACCUAUAUUAGGCUUCACUCACUUGCAACCAGCUCAGCUGACAACUGUUGGAAAGCGAGCAUCCUUAUGGCUUAGCGAUUUAAUAAUGGACGAGCGCGCAUUAUCUCGCGCGCGGGAUGAUCUACGUUUUCGUGGAGUGAAAGGAACUACUGGCACCCAAGCUUCAUUCAUGCAACUGUUUAAGGGCGAUAGUGAAAAAGUUAAAGCCCUAGACAAAAGAGUGGCUGAAUUAGCUGGCUUCGAUAAGCGAUACAUCGUAACUGGACAAACUUAUUCAAGAAAAGUCGAUUUAGAAGUUAUAGCAGCUCUAUCUGGAUUAGGAGCGACAGUGCAUAAGAUGUGCUCUGACAUACGCAUUCUUGCAUCUCGUAAAGAAUUGGAAGAGCCAUUUGAAACUUCUCAAAUUGGGUCGAGUGCUAUGCCCUACAAAAGAAAUCCUAUGAGAUCAGAACGUUGCUGCGCUCUAGCACGUCACUUGAUAACCCUUCAUGCAAAUGCUGCAAACACUCAUGCGGUGCAGUGGAUGGAACGCACUUUAGAUGAUUCAGCAAACAGACGUUUAACCUUAGCCGAAGCGUUCUUAACAGCUGAUGCUAUUUUACUUACUCUUUUGAAUAUAUGCCAAGGACUAGUUGUGUACCCUAAAGUGCUUGACCGCCAUAUUGCUCAGGAACUUCCAUUUAUGGCAACCGAAAAUAUCAUAAUGGCUAUGGUACAAGCUGGCGGAGAUCGUCAAGUUUGCCAUGAAAAAAUAAGAGUCCUCUCACACGAGGCUGGUGCGGUUGUGAAGCAAGAAGGAAAAGAUAACGAUCUCAUAGAUCGCGUUAAGAAAGACAAAUAUUUUGCUCCUAUCAUAUCGCAAUUAGACAAAAUUUUAGAUGCUUCCACUUUCAUCGGAAGAGCACCAGAACAAGUUGUUGAGUUUAUCGAAGAAGAAGUUACUCCAGUUCUAAUGAAAUACAAGAAUAGCUUGGCAGAAGUCGAAAAGCCAGUUUCUUUAAAUAUC